UGUCACGCCCAAGUCGGGUGUGAAUAAGUAGGUACCCGUGCGCUGCGCAGUCGCAACUUGUGCCUGCCGUCAGGCCAGCAGACAGGCUAUUUGCGUGAUUCAGAAGGGGAUGGGACAGUUGCGACACCUCAUGUCCUCGGCUCAAGGCACCCCUGCUGGCAACCUCGAUGCAGGUCUCGUCACUCAUCCGGGCGAAGGUGCCAAACUCACCCAUAUAUCAUCCUCGCCUACGGUGUUGACUUUCCGCCGCUCGCUGUUUAGACCUCCUUCUCUCCCAGCCCGCACCUCUCGAGACCUGACCGUGAGUCUCGCCAACUAAGUUAGUACAGUAGUUACUCACGUUGUGACUUUAGUCCGCGAGUGCACUCAGCCAGGCCUGCCUCGCCCACAUCGACCCUCUGCAGCGUCAGAAUGUACCGACUCGCUUGUUUCGUCUCCUUGGUCCUUUUCGUGGGCUUGUCGGUCGCUGCGACGCCCAACGAAGACCUCAACAACGCCCUUGCCACGGUUAAUCAGGCCCGCCAAGCUAAGGGUGUACGGCCGCUGCAGUGGGAUCCCGACCUGGCCGGCUACGCCCAGACUUGGGCAAACUUCAUGGCCAGUGACUCGGUCGCGUUCUCCCACGCCCCCAGCCAAUAUCGCCAGAACCAAGGCGAGAAUAUCUACGAUCGAGAGUCCGGUCAGGGCGACUUUGAAUACGACAACCCGGUUUUGACGGCCAUGCGCUCCUGGCUGAGUCAGGCUCCGCUGUACGACGACAAGCCCGUCACAGGGCACGAAAAAUGGCUGCACUGGUCGCAGUGCAUGUGGUCCAACACGACGCAUAUCGGCUGCGCUCGCGCCUACAGCAUCUCGACGGCCUACAAGGUGUAUGACGUCUGCCGCUUCUACCCUCAGGGUAACAUUGUUGGAGAGAAGCCAUUUGAACGCAAGCAAACGCUCCACAGAAAUGGCACCGGCCAUUGACGCUGGCAUUAGAGCAGGUCCCUCGGUGCCGAGUUUGGUGGACUGCGAUGGCCAUGCCUGGAAAUGGGCUCAAUGGAGGCGUAUUUGCUUCGUGGCCGCCGGACUGAACGAUUUCGGCGGCCGACUGAUAAACUUUGGUGCGAAGGAAUUAUAGCAGUGGAGCGAGAACGAACCCUUCUGCCCACCGAUUGAAGUGCCGACGUGUGAUCACGGCAGGUGACAUUUCGUACAUGCUCAUGGGACUGUGAGUAGAGUAACAGUCGCGAUGGACAGGCCGAGUCUACGCAGAC
Purpureocillium takamizusanense is the source of this 1256-nucleotide messenger RNA. RefSeq lists its product as uncharacterized. The transcript has 3 exons. NCBI's taxonomy places the organism in Eukaryota, Fungi, Ascomycota, Sordariomycetes, Hypocreales, Ophiocordycipitaceae. The record is from RefSeq and is a predicted model, not a curated record. Bases 412 to 966 code for a protein of 184 amino acids.